UGUCAGUCCAAAUUUAUCAACAGGCACACGGGCGUCGACCGCAUCGUCAUUCUUUUGUUACAUACACACUCCUUUGCUUCUUUCCUUCACUAUACACUUCUCGCCUGCCGGAUCCUUUACAGCCGUCUUGCUUGCCGGACCACACACAUCACACUGUUUCUUCUGGCUUGGCCCCAAAGAUCGGCACCAUCAAUCUGAUCUUGCAGCUGCCUUGUUAUUGUCCCUCGAAACCGCCUGGUUGACCAAGUCGGCGAAUUUUACCAACGCAGUACAAGGUCAAUAUUUCCAAUGCUCGUGGCCAGGCAAUACGCAUCAGAUCAGGAUCGCUGGUCCAGCAAGUUUGAUCCUUUGUCCGGCAAAUCGAACUACUCACGCAUGUCGAACUACAACGGCUCUCCGUCGUUGCAGUCCAGCUGGAGCGGUCACAUCUCGACUGUCACCAACACUGAGAACGAUCUCUACGGUCCGACUGGCGAGCCAGCCACCAGAGGAAGUAUUCACGAUGUCACGACUUCACGAAUGCAAAAUGCCAACCAAUUCGGCGCUUUGCCCCAAAUUACGAUUGCAGAGCCUACACGCUCCGUCGGUACAGCCGCGGAAGCGCAAGGAAUUACUGCACUAGGCGUGUCGCAGCCGCGAGCUGACAUGCAAGACUUAAGACGACCAGAGCGGGACAUGCAUGGCUUAACCGUCGACGUUCAGUCGUCAAACGAGAGCUCUGCGAGGCGCCAUCCGACCACCAUGCCGAGCACAUUUGCUCCACAUGGCACCCCCGGCACUCAUGCCCCUCCAAUGGCUUCGUCAUCGAGGAGAGACGACGAAAGUGAGAUGGCUCGUGCCAAGGAAGAUGGGGACGCUGGUGAGGAUGACGACGAUGAUAUGCUCGAUGUGGAGGGCGAAGUCUCUGGUCGACCGAUGACUGCAGCUGAGCGUACCGCAGCCCGGAGGAAGAUGAAGCGGUUCCGGUCAGUACACCGAACCUCUCUAUCUGCGUUCCUGCCGCUGGAUAUUGACAUUUACCAGGUUGACGCACCAGCAAACACGUUUCCUCAUGAGCGAGUUCGCAAAACAACCCCACCCUGAUGCUGCCCACCGAGAAAGACUUUCGCGCGAGAUCCCGGGCCUGAGCCCCCGACAAGUCCAAGUUUGGUUUCAGAAUAGGUAUGUUUCCACAU
Microdochium trichocladiopsis is the source of this 1175-nucleotide messenger RNA. RefSeq lists its product as uncharacterized. NCBI's taxonomy places the organism in Eukaryota, Fungi, Ascomycota, Sordariomycetes, Xylariales, Microdochiaceae. The record is from RefSeq and is a predicted model, not a curated record. The transcript has a single exon. Bases 289 to 1083 code for a protein of 264 amino acids.